This is a messenger RNA of Prorocentrum cordatum, 1449 nucleotides long. The record is from the annotation of a GenBank genome assembly. Lineage: Eukaryota; Dinophyceae; Prorocentrales; Prorocentraceae.
AUGUCCGCAGAUGCUGCCCCGAUGAUGUCCGACAUUCCAUCGCCACCCCAAGAGCCCAUGACAGCUGCUGACGCUUACGAUUGGGACAUGCUUCCAGAUAAGUUGGCCAACCCUUCUCGCUAUGAGAUCAUUGCUCAGAGCGAGGCGCUGCUAGACGUGUAUAGCAAGCCCAUGGUCAAGUAUGAGGAAGACGGCGCAGAUGCUGAUACAGGCGUUGGCAGCACGUCGGCUGAGCACAUGUCCGAUGGCAAGUCCAUGGAGGAUGAAGUCGACAUCGUCAGCAUGCAGCUCUUGGCAGGAAUGCCUCCAGUCGAUCACGGCGACGUCGAGGCAUCUGGGAAGGCUGGUGACAAAACGCUGCAGAGCAUCUACCAGAACAUAGUCGCCGCAGGGGUCCCUCCCGCUCCCGAGGACAGCAAGGAAGACGACGAUGAUGAUGCAUUGAUCCGACAGUUCAAGGACGCGCUGCACGGCGGCGAGAUCAUGGCGAGGUCGGCGAUGGGCCAGAAAUUCGCCACUGCCAUGAAGAACGACGAGAAACUCGAGAGGGACUACGGGAAGUGCAAGGGCAGGGAUCGGCAGAGGAACUUCAAGAAGAAGUGGGUGAAGGACACGUUGAACAAGCUGAUCGAGGAGAAGAUUUCGGAGAAGGAGGAGGACUCGACCACUCGGGGCAAGCGCGGCAAAUACAAACCGUUCAGCAUCAUCGUGCGCGACGAGGGGAACGAUGAGUUGGCGUACAAGGCGGCACUGAACGUGGUGAAGAACUGCUUCGAACUCAUGCAAGCGGGGAAAACGUUUGUUGGCGAACCGUUCAUCAAGACCGACAUGCAGAGCGAGAGGGUGAAGUUUCUUCACUUGGACGAGUACGUCGACAGCAACUUCAAGCGCACGAAGGGCACGGAAAAGAUCUUCAAGAAGUCCGACACGGAGACCGCGGGGUCCGCAGCCGAGCCGACCACGGAGACCCCGAAGACGAAGCAGGGCCAGGAGACGCGCACCCCUCCAAAGGGCAAGGACCCGACUACGAAUCCUGCUAAGAGGCAGCGCGGAGCUCAACCCGAUGCUGGGCAGCCUCGCAAGGCGGCCAAGUUCUCCUUCACCAAGGCGUUGAAGGCAUAUGCGGAUGCGUCCAAGGCUCAGCAAAGCUGCAAGGAUGUCACGCACGCGAUCUCCACGAAAGUGGAUUGGCAGAAAGCUGUAGGAGAUGGGAUGGUCCAGGGCCUCCGCGAGGCAAGGGAGGCAGUGGAGACCUUCCUCGAGAGCUCUCCCUAUUGGGCGAACGUCGGCCUGGCGGACAACUUCCAGAAGUGGGCCAAAACAAACCUGGAGGCGACCGACAUCGUGAAUGAGACCAACUGCUCGGGAGAGCUGGACUCCCUCGUCGCGAAGCUGGUCGAGGCAACCAACCGUUGCAAGAGGGUGUAUGAGGCUUCCAUCGCAGCCUGA